AUGUUUCUCGCUUGGUACGACUUACUCCUCGCCGGUUUCGGAGUCUACUGCAUCAAGCAGCUCGUUGAUAAGAAGAAUCCUGCGCCCCUCCCGCCUGGCCCGAAGAAACUGCCGCUCUUGAGCAACCUCCUCGACAUACCCUCAGAAAAGCCUUGGCUGACUUUUGCUGACUGGGGCAAGAAGUAUGGUGACAUCUCUUGCGCAGAGGUGCUCGGGCAGCACAUGAUUAUCCUUAACUCUGUGAAUGCUGCAAUUGAGAUGCUCGACAAGAAGAGCUCCAUCUAUUCGGACCGUCCGAUGCUUCCUAUGGGCGGUGAGCUCGUUGGAUGGAAGAACACCCUUGUCCUCCUGCCCUACGGCGAUCGCUUCCGCGCCUACCGCCGCAACUUCCACCAUGCGAUUGGAAGCCGUGCUCAUAUGGAGGCUUACCACCAGGUCGAGGAAGUCGAGACCCACCGAUUCCUGCAACGUGUUCUCGCAAAGCCUUCAGAACUCUCGGCUCACGUCCGCAAGACUGCCGGUGCCAUCAUCUUGCGAAUCUCUCACGGAUACGAGGUCAAGGAACACGAGGAUCCCUUCGUCAACCUCGCGGACGAGGCCGUCGAUCAAUUCUCCAAGUCGACUGCCACCGGUGCCUUUUUGAUUGAUAUCAUCCCUGCCCUGAAGAAUGUUCCCGACUGGUUCCCCGGUGCUGACUUCAAGAUCAAGGCCCGCGAAUGGAAUGCUUGUCUCGAGAAGAUGGUGGCAGCCCCCUACGACUUCGUCAAAGAGCAAAUGGCUGCUGGAAUUGCCCCCAAGUCGUUUACGUCCAACCUUUUGGAAGGCCAGACUCUUUCUGCUGAAGAGGAGCACGUUGUUCGUUGGUCUGCCGCUUCUCUCUACUCUGGUGGUGCCGAUACGACUGUUUCGGCCAUUUACUCGCUUUACCUGGCCCUGACUUUGUAUCCUGAGGCUCAGAAGAAGGCCCAGGCGGAGAUUGACGCUGUCAUCGGCAACGACAGACUCCCCAACUUUGGUGACCGUGAAUCACUGCCAUAUGUCGAAGCAUUGGCCAAGGAAGUGCUGAGGUGGAACGUCGUUGUUCCUUUGGCCGUUCCCCAUCGUUCCAUCGAAGACGACAUCCACAACGGCUACUUCAUUCCCAAGGGCUCUCUGGUUAUGCCUAACAUCUGGUAUGUGUACAUGCUCCAUGACCCGCGUACAUACGCCAACCCCAUGGACUUCGAGCCCUCUCGAUUCGUCGCUGGCGUUGGCAAGGCCCCGGAGACUGAUCCCCGCACCAUUUGCUUCGGUUUCGGCAGGCGGAUCUGUCCAGGCAAGUCGCCCUCACGACGUCUGCACCUCGCUGAUUCUUCAGUCUGGAUGUCUGUCGCGAUGACCCUUGCCACCUUUGACGUAUCCAAGAUCGUUGAGAACGGCGUGGAGAUCACCCCGGAGAUUGACCCCUCUUCUGGCACCAUCAGCCACCCUAAACCCUUCCAGUGCUCGAUCAAGCCCCGCUCCGCGAAGGCUCUGGAGUUGAUCCAGCAGGAAGCAAGCUACUAA
Coniophora puteana RWD-64-598 SS2 is the source of this 1545-nucleotide messenger RNA. RefSeq names its product cytochrome P450. The transcript is spliced from 12 exons. The record is from RefSeq and is a predicted model, not a curated record. Gene Ontology annotation, molecular function: heme binding; oxidoreductase activity, acting on paired donors, with incorporation or reduction of molecular oxygen; iron ion binding. Lineage: Eukaryota; Fungi; Basidiomycota; Agaricomycetes; Boletales; Coniophoraceae. The coding region runs from base 1 to 1545 and encodes 514 amino acids.